Manihot esculenta (cassava) is the source of this 643-nucleotide messenger RNA. Its product is annotated as glucan endo-1,3-beta-glucosidase 4. The coding region runs from base 77 to 430 and encodes 117 amino acids. The transcript is spliced from 3 exons. NCBI's taxonomy places the organism in Eukaryota, Viridiplantae, Streptophyta, Magnoliopsida, Malpighiales, Euphorbiaceae. The record is from RefSeq and is a predicted model, not a curated record.
UUGGAGCUGCACAACAACCCGAUUGUGGAUAGGUUACGUUGCCAUUGAGACCUCUCUCUCUGUCUCUCUCUCUCUAAUGGCAAUUAUUUGGCUAAGGGUAUUGCUUGCUCUUCUAAUCAUAUCAAUAACUCCUCCAAGCUCAGAUGGGGAGUUGGAGCAAUGGUGCAUUGCCGAUGAGCAGACCCCAGAUGGAGAAUUGCAGGCAGCAUUGGAUUGGGCAUGUGGGAGAGGUGGUGCAGAUUGUAGUAUGAUUCAAGUGAAUCAGCCUUGCUAUUUACCAAACACUGUAAGAGACCAUGCUUCUUUUGCUUUCAACAGCUACUUCCAGAAAUUCAAGCACAAAGGUGGAUCUUGCUAUUUCAGAGGAGCCGCCAUUAUUACUGAACUUGACCCCAGUCAUAACUCAUGUCACUAUGAAUUCAUUCCCUGAUUCAAAGCAAAGAGAAGAACAAAACAAGCAUUGUUAUUUAGAUUUACCUGAUCGAUUUCUGCAUUUCUCGUAGUGUAGCUGCACUAAGAUUACAAAUUGUAAGGAGACUCAGAAAUGGUGAAGAUGGUUGCUUGAUUCACAUGUUAGCUACUGCUUUCUAAACUUUUGUUUCUAUUUUCAGUUUCUUCAAAAAGAUUUGUUUUCUGUGCUCCA